Messenger RNA from Peniophora sp. CBMAI 1063, 1515 nucleotides. The record is from the annotation of a GenBank genome assembly. NCBI's taxonomy places the organism in Eukaryota, Fungi, Basidiomycota, Agaricomycetes, Russulales, Peniophoraceae.
AUGUCUACCCCCCUUCACGAGCAGGAACUCAAAGACAACACUAUCGUCGUCGUAUUCGGCGCAUCUGGCGACUUGGCCAAGAAGAAGACGUUCCCCGCUCUCUUCGGCCUUUAUCGCGACGAUUUUUUGCCGAGAGAUGUCAAGAUCGUCGGCUAUGCGCGGACAAAGAUGGACGAUGCCGAGUUCCACAAGCGCACGACCCAGUACAUCAAGAACCCGGACAACGACGAGACGAUAGCGGCCAAGAUCGAGGAGUUCAAGAAGCUGAGCUCCUAUGUCGCGGGCGGUUACGAGGAUAAAGAGUCGUUUGAUAAUUUGGAGAAGCACCUCGCCGAGAUCGAAUCGAAGUACCCUAGCGGCAGCCAAAGGAACCGCGUCUUCUACCUCGCUCUUCCGCCUUCUGUCUUCAUUCCUGUGGCUGCCAAUGUCAAGGCUGCCAACUACUCGAAGGACUCUGUCAACCGUAUCAUCGUUGAGAAGCCUUUCGGCAAGGAUCUUGACUCAUCCCGCGAACUCCUAGGCGCCCUAAAGCAGCACUGGUCAGAGCCUGAGACGUUCCGUAUCGACCACUACCUGGGCAAAGAGAUGGUUAAGAACAUACUUGUUCUCCGCUUUGCCAACAUCGCCAUCUCAGCCCCCUGGGAUAAGAACUCCAUCUCGAAUGUUCAGAUCACGUUCAAAGAGCCAUUCGGUACUGAGGGACGUGGCGGCUACUUUGACGAGUUCGGCAUCAUCCGUGAUAUCCUACAGAACCACUUGCUGCAAGUUCUCUCGGUCAUCGCGAUGGAACGCCCUGUUUCCUUCAGUUCUGAAGACAUCCGCGACGAGAAGGUCAAGGUUCUUCGCGCGAUCCCGCCGAUCGAGCCGAGUGACACGUUGCUAGGCCAGUAUGUGUCCGCCAACGGCAAGCCUGGGUACCUCGACGAUGAUACAGUUCCCCACAAUUCAACUUGCCCGACCUUUGCUGCGACUACGCUAUGGAUCAAUAAUCCUCGUUGGGAGGGUGUCCCAUUCAUCCUCAAGGCUGGCAAAGCUUUGAAUGAGGCGAAGGUCGAAGUGCGCAUCCAGUUCAAGGAUGUGACACAGGGUAUCUUCAAGGAUAUCUCUCGUAACGAACUUGUCAUUCGCAUCCAGCCCUCCGAAGCUAUCUAUAUGAAGCUCAAUACGAAGACGCCCGGCCUGUACACGCGCGCGCUGCCCACAGAGAUGGAUCUCACCUACAAGCGCCGUUUCGCCGACGCGAAGAUUCCCGAAGCGUAUGAGAGCCUCAUUCUGGAUGCCAUCAAGGGCGACCACUCCAACUUCGUGCGAGACGACGAGCUUGACGUUGCGUGGAAGAUCUUUACGCCAAUUCUUCAUUGGAUUGAGGGCCGCUCUGGACCGCGUCCGCAGCCGCUCAAGUACCCGUACGGUAGUCGGGGCCCCAAAGAGCUCGAAGCGUUCAUCAAGAAGUACGGCUUCAAGCGCUCGACGGACACAUACUCCUGGCCGGUGACGAGCGUCUCGAACUUGUAG